UAGGCUCACUCAGUUAGCCGCGGCUCGCCACGCCGGUCGCCGGGCGCUUGCUUGAACUCUGUGUAAACGUGACCUGUGACCAAACAGUGCUUGUGUGUGUUAAAAUACGGAAAACUAACGCAUGUCAGACGUUGGAUGGUGAUUUGUUAAUAAUCGGUACAGAACCAGUAGUGAUUGAUAUGUGCUAGUGCUGUGACGUGUUGAAGUUUUAGUUUAUGAUGUGAACAGUUGUCAGUGACUGACUAUGCCGUCUGACAGUGGCUCCACUUGGUCGCCGCCGGCCUCCAACAGCGAGAGGAGAUUGAGUAACUCUUCAGAUGGCAGCGCCGGCAGUGGAUAUUCUAAAGCUACAACAGACAGCGCUGACUUCCUCACAACACGGCCGCACACAGCAGCGGUGUUGCCGGGGAAGCCGGCGACGAACCCGCUGCAGUUCGUGCGGGUUGCGCCCGCCGAUCUGGGCAGCCGCGCCCGCGAGCAGCUGCGGCGGGCCGAGCUCGCCAAGCGGACCGAGCCCGCGCGGGUGGAGCGCCAGGAGGAGUGGCAGUCAAAUCUGGACAACUGGAAAUCUUCGCGGCGGAAGCGAGUAGAACAUAUCAUAGAGCGGUGCGUGGAAGUGAGACGGAUGGAGAACGAGCCCAGCCAGCCGCGGGCCAAGUCCAAAACAUUCAACGAAAUGCUGGAAGAACGAGCGGGAAGACGACGGGUGCCCCUCCCGCUGUACGCAGAGGAUGAUGGGCACGAUCUCAGCGACCUCGGCAUCGGCACCUCAAGCACCAAGAGCAGCCUCAGCGAGGACUGCGACACACACAGCUUAGCUAGCGAUGGAAUGGACUUGGACAAGAACCAUUCAGACGUCGACAACUUGUCGAACUGCGAUAACCGCAAGCUGGGCUCCAGCGCUAACGAAUACGACACCUGCACGACCAUGACUAUCAGCUCCCCUGAACCUGAAGAGUAUACUUAUGAAGGAGCUAUCGAGGGUUACAAGUCACGAAUAAUAUCCCAAACCAACAGCACUAUCGUUAAAACUGUCGUUAACAAUUCCAAAGAAAAGUCCCCAGAUAAAAUCAACGGUGACCUAAACAGAAUCAGAACGACAGUCAGCAACAAAAUAGAGGAAAAAGUUUCCUCGUUCCAAAGGGAAAGAGCUGACGAACGAAAUAAUAAUAACCAGAAGAAAGACCUACCUAAGGUAGAUAUACACAAACGAAGAGAACAGUUCGAAAGAGAAAAUUCACAAGAGUCACAAAGCAAACCAAAAUUACCUGAUCUUGCAAAUAAAAAGUCAAUUAAGGAAAGACUUUCCAGUUUAGAGAGAUUCACGGAAGAAACACACAUUCAAAAAUCUACGAGUGACCUGAACAAGUUACCUACAGAAGUGAAACCACUAAAAGAACGGCUUUCCAACCUUGAAAAGGUUAAGUCUGCAUCUACAGAACCUGAUAAGGCUAAAAGACUUUCAAAUGGAGACCUCGGUAAUGCCAAGUCUUUGAAAGAACGGCUCUCAAGUCUCAAAUCACAAACAUCAGAAGAGGAAAAAAUUACCAAAACCGAGGUAAAAGAGGUCUCUAUGAGUCUGAAAGAGCGUCUUUCAUGUUUAGACGCAGCUAAAAACAAGGAAAUACCUAAGAUAUCGAUAGAAGAACAGAUGAUGGUUACAGAAAAACCAGUAGCCAAAGAAGAGGAUUUUAACGAUAAUCUCAUGCAGAACUCAUUAAAGGUCAGUCUGACAGGUAUUGAAAAUCAAAUGCAGAGUUUCUGUCGUUCUCUUGACAGUCUAGACAUUAAUGGUCAAACAUCACCCAGCUCUUUUGAAAGAGUUCAAAGUUUCGAAGACUUUGAUUGCGCUGAUAUGCAAAACAACACUGCCCAGAGUGACAUUGAAACUGAAGAUAGUGGAAUUCAUACCGCAAGAGACUCUGCUCCGGCAGAUGAUAUUGCAGACUUAACACAAGUAGCUUCUCCAAUAGGAGAGCCGAUGGUUGAAAUAUCCGAAUACGAGUCCUCUAAUGAAGAUGGUGCGAUAGCAUUGGAGCCAAUCAAAAUUGAAGAACCUAUGGAAAGAAUGUCUGAACCCAUACAAUCGAUACCAGAAGACAUUGUUAUUGAAGAAAUUUCACAAGAGGAAGCUCAGGAUAUCAGCAAAGCAGAUUCCGAUAGCGCAAGUAACUAUCUUCAAGCGGUAUCACAACCAGAGGAACUUAGCGUUACUGAAGAAGUGACGGAAAUUCAGAUGGAUAAGGAAGAUGAAGAUACGCUUAAGAGUUUGGAUAAUCAGGAUACUAGUGUAAGUUUGAAUGAACCGGUUUCCACGGGCUCAGAGGGCGAUACGGUGGUGUUCGAGGGCAAGAUGACUAUUCACCUCAACUUAAACGAAAUAUGUAACAACAAAAAUACUGGUGCUGGGAACAAUACUAACCUUAAGGAAACUAGCGCUACUAAUGAACCUACUAACCGCAACAGCAUGCCAAUGGUAAUCGAUGCAUUGGAACUGGCCUUCCAAGAGCUGGACUCUGAAGACAGUUGCGUCAACAACAGCACCAUGGACGACAAAGUAAAAGAACCAAAACUUACAGAAGCUAAGACAGAUGACGUUCUUGAUUUUACGGAGAAGUCAGUUACGCCUCUGUAUGAGAACAUGGACAUGUUCUUCCAAAACUCGGUAGAUGACGGAGCAGCUUUCCCACUAGAUUUGCCUACCAAUGUUAUGGAACCUCCUAAAGAGAAGCCACCUCCACCGCCUACAGAAGAUGACGAACUUCUUGGCAAUGGUAACUUCAAGCACACAAGCUCUGCGCGUAGAAUAAAGAAAGAAAUCCGCAACAAACGCACCAGCUUCCUCGGCAUCGAAGGCCAAGUAGACGACUACCUCGACGCUGACCUCUCCGCGCCUCGGCCCGACAUCACCUCUUUCCUUCAGGAGGAAACGAAGAUCGAGAAACUUCUCUAUAAGAGAACACUGUCCCAUGACAAUGCCAAGUUGAGAGACAGCAGAGAUUCCGGUGUGGAUGUGGAUCGAGGACCGUCGGCGGAAGCGUGGUACAAGCAGUCAUCGCCAGAGACAUCGAAUCCUCAUAGCAGACAGAACAGUGAGCCAUACACUCACGUAACGGUAACAUCAGACGAAGAGGAAACCUCAAAGAAAUCUGACAAUUUCGCUUCAAAUUUGACCUCCAAACUGACGGAUCUGGCGCAGCCUGACAUCGACAGUCUCGACAAGAAGCUACAGGAACAACAGGGACGCACUAACGAGGAUUGGCCUGACGGGCACGACGAUGCUCACACAAAGGAGGUUCUGCGUUUUGAACGAGAACUUUUGCAAUUGGAACAAGAAGAGUUAAGAAGACAGCGGGAUAAUUUAAUGAGGGAUCAGACAAGGAUCAUCCAGAAGUCGGUGCAGGAUGUAUCGGAGAAACCACCCCUAAGGAAGGCUGCUAGUGAAAAUCAUCGACACUCAAUGCCCAAUUUACUAGUAAAUGAGCCCUAUACUCCUGUGGAGCCUCAGCCAGAAGUCAAAUACGAUGAGAGUAUAAAACGGAAGCCAUUUGUGUCCGAAGAGCAUAUCCAGAGGCAUUUUGGUGUGGAAGAGAGUCGGAAGGUGUUGUAUGAAGACAGCAGGGAAGAUGUAAGGAGAAGGCCGCCGCAGCCUGUUCUGCCACCGAAGCCACGGAGUCGAGAGUCCAUUGAAAGAGAGAUUACUAUGAGGAGUAGCAGAGUGCCUUCAGCGGUGGAAUAUGCGAACGUAGAGCGCACGGCGCAUGUGCAGCUGCGAUCCAAGCCUGCGCCGGCGCCAGCUCCGGUAAUGCCUAAUGGCAACUACCAUCCUAUGACUCGACAUACCUUACAGGCACUAAGCGCAGCUCCAACGCCGAAGCUGAUCUCAGGAAAUGAAUGGCUAGCGCAGCGUGCGCGCAAACCUGCGGGGUACAACUACAACCAGCAUUGGCUCAUACAGGAGGCAGAACAGAGGCGUAUCGACGAGCAGCGAAGCAAGCUGCGAGCCGCGCAGAGGCACUCCUACCACCAGGACAUGCCAGCCUCAGCGCUGCUCAACAUGCAUCACAUUAGCACAAGCCAACAACAUUUGCCACAAGAAUACAAACGUUUAAUACGCGCGGAUACGGACCGUCCGACCGUGCCGCCCCCCAUCCGGCCCGAGCCUCCGCUCAGAACCUCCUCCUCCCCGAGGGAACUGCGGGAACUCAGGCCAGAUAUCAGAGAACAAUCCCGAACGCAGACCUCGCCUAACGCCAAGAUUUCGCCUAGGAUAGAACACUUAGAGAAGAGAGAAGCCAAGGGUGAGACGAGAGAAGAUAAGCUGCUAAGCGUGAGCGGGAGAAGAAAGUGCUCGCAUUGUGGAGAGGAAUUAGGUCGCGGCGCCGCCAUGAUAAUCGAGUCGCUGUCGCUGUGCUACCACGUGUGGUGCUUCACGUGCGCGGUGUGCGGCGCGGCGCUGGGCGACGGCCGCGCCGGCGCCGACGUGCGCGUGCGCGCGCGCCGCCUGCACUGCCACCACUGCUACAGCGGCGACGACGGCCGCAAGUACAGCGCCGUCUAGUGCGUGCCGCUGCCGCUGCACUGGCUUACCGUGUACGUGAUCGUCGAUGACUGCAGGUGCAGAGGACUAUAUUCCUUCUACAAAUUCGUUGUUUGAAUUUUGACUUUCUCAAUUUAUUGAUCCAUCUUCUACAGGCUGCUCUUUGGAGUACUUUAAAGUAUAAAUAGACAAAUCUACGUUACUCGAUCAUUCGGCUAACGAUCUCAUAGAUAUUUAUUGGUGGUAUGAUCGAGCCACAAGGUUUUUUUUUAUUCUUUAAGUACCAAAACGAACAGUCGAUAUACAAAUAUGUAAAUUAACGUUCGCCUUCAAAAUAAAAAUGUACCUGAGUUUAUUGUAGUCAUAUUAAAAUCUUCGGUGUUCUUCCCUUCAACUUGCAGUUUUCGUAAGAGCUGUAGUAACUAAGGCUGAAAGAAACAGUCGAAGAUUAUGACUAUUUAGGUACGAUUUAAGUUCCAAGGGUUUGAAAUAAUGUAGCCAUAUAUAAAAAGCUCAUUGUAAAGCAGCACCAUUCAAGUUUCCAACUGUACUGUAUGGAAAUAUACGUAUAAUGUACCGUCCACACGUCGUAACUGACCAUUGGUGACCAUUCACCAAUGGUUAGUUAAUAAAAACGUUACCGUUAUAGUAUUCGCAAACCCAACUGACCACCGGGGUCGUAACAUUCACACUUGCCUGAUCGCGGCAAGCGUGAGAGAGAUAUUAUGUCCCGGUCCUCAGUUUGGUUUGGGGCUACUAUAGUAGAGUGGCAAACUUGAAUUGGAUAACCUAUUUCCAUAUGGAUAGCAGGAAUAUAUGACACAGCGACAACGGCUUCAGCAGGCUGUCUCUGUUUGUCAGUUUUUCUGUUCGUUGUCAUCUCCAAAACGUCUCGGCGACUCAGCUAGCUUCUGAGUCCGCUAUGCACGCUUUCAUAUUUUUAUCCGUAUUUUAGUACACAAUGCACUUAGGUUUGGUUUGUUAUGAUCUUGUAAUAAAUCUUAAUGCAAAUAUGAUUUCGAGAAAUGUAUUUUGUGAUUGUUGAAUUCAUGAGUUUUAAUCUUCAUAUAUGAUGCCAAUAUCACUACAUCAUUGUUAUCUGCAAAGUAUUGUAUGAUUAUAAUUUUAAAUAUCAAAGGUGUGGUCAUGUCAUUUUAGACAGUAGGUACGCUGCGAGCAAACACCAGAGGCAUACCAAAAGGUAAUUGCCGUUAUUGCAAAAAUAAAACACUCGUUACCCUCUUCAGAAAGAGGCAAAUAGCAUACCCACAAUAAGCGAUCAUCUUGGCAGCUUUGUAAUUUCGCACUUUUUCGUUUCUGUCUUUUUGUGCCAUGUCAAGUUUUUUUUUAAUAUAUUUCUUUUGAUUAUAUCAUGAAUAUAACACGUUUACGUUAUUAAUAAACACUGAUCGCGAGUAGGUUUGCACAUAAUAUAUCGAGUUAUUUCAUUUUAAAUGGCACUUUUGUCCUGUGAAAGAGGCCUGAAUGUAGAUAUGCCUUUUUACACAAUGCAUUAUUGUUAAAAAGGACAACAAAGUAAAUUGUAAUAUUUUGUAAAUAGAUUUAAUUUAUGUCGUAGAAUAUGUUACAGGUUAGCUUUAAUAGGUAGUAUUUUAGUGUAAAAGAGACAUUUAAUCCAAAUAUGUGUAUGUUUUAAUAUUUUGUAUAGAAGAUGAUCUAUAAUGAUUAUUUUGUACUUCUCCACGUCUUAACAUCUAAUUGUGAUUUCGUUUUGAACUCUAUCUACCUACUCUUCGAAUAUUUUUCAGGUUAUUAGACUUUUCUACUCUAAUGCGUAUAUUUUGAAUAAGUACAUGAUGGUGAGAAGCUCCAAACUAUGUAACAAUAAAUAUUUCUGGUUUAA
Molecule: messenger RNA, 6404 nt
Organism: Cydia pomonella (codling moth)
Lineage: Eukaryota; Metazoa; Arthropoda; Insecta; Lepidoptera; Tortricidae
Gene: smash
Product: LIM domain only protein 7
Exons: 17
Coding region: 245-4561 (1438 amino acids)
Biological process (GO): positive regulation of stress fiber assembly; regulation of focal adhesion assembly
Cellular component (GO): stress fiber
Molecular function (GO): myosin II head/neck binding
Source: RefSeq, a predicted model, not a curated record